CUUUCCCUUAUUCCGACUACCGAGAUUAUAUAUUCUCAGGGAGGACAAAUUAUUUGAGUCGUUCUUUGUCCUUUCGGCGUGCCAAACGUGCAUUUUUAGUUUAUUUCAAAGAUGAAUUACUUACUCCAUGUGUUGGUACUUCUGGGUCUGAUCGGCGUCUCCAAAGCCCAUCAUUUUAUCAAAUUGGUGAUUUUGGCUGGUUUGGGAUUAGCGGGGCUGUGGAUGGUGCAUACCCUAGCACAGGAUUAUGGCAAUUUGACUCAUGGUGGCGGCGGAGGCGGCGGCGGUGGGGGCAAAGUGUUCGAGAAGCGCUCCAUUGAUAGUCACCGUGGGAUAAAUUGGGAGUUUGUGUUGUCUAGAGACCCUGCAAGGUGUGCGAGGAGUUUCAUUUGUCAGCUCGCGGCGCAAGAUGAGGACCAACUCGAUGAAGUCGGACAAAAUAUCCUUCGAUUAACUCGAUUAUCGGCUCAGCAAGAUUCAUGGGCGAGUAAACAACUACUCGAAGCUUUGAAACAUGGAAAAAACGCCUUGAAUCCCAGCCAAUGUAUGAAAAUUUACAAAUUCUGCCCCUACUCUAGUCAAACGAUGACGACUCUAUUAAAACUCUUCGGUGGUUAAAAUCCGUUAAUGUUUUUUAGUCAUAGGUAGCACUUUUCAAUUGUUGUUAAUUUGUUAUUUACUACUAAGGGACCGUAGGAUAGUCAAAUAAAACAUAACAUUUCAUUAGCAUAUGUAUAUCCAGUCAUACAUAAAUAGUCAAAUAAAUAAUUCGAACACCGCAA
This is a messenger RNA of Tribolium madens (black flour beetle), 782 nucleotides long. RefSeq lists its product as uncharacterized. NCBI's taxonomy places the organism in Eukaryota, Metazoa, Arthropoda, Insecta, Coleoptera, Tenebrionidae. The transcript has 4 exons. The record is from RefSeq and is a predicted model, not a curated record. Bases 112 to 618 code for a protein of 168 amino acids.